AACAAGUUUUAUUGAUUACUGAGCGUAAUCCAUGGGUUUUGUAAUGUUUACUUUCAUUUUAGGUAAUUAUACAAAUUGUAUGUUUUGCAUCUUUCGAUGUAUACUUUUAUCGAUACGCUGCAAUAACUGGACUGAUUAUUGCUGCGCUGGUAUUGAUUAUUAUUAUGUUAAUAUCCAGGCAGUCAAAGUGGGACAUAACUAGCUGCAGUUUUUUACCUUUCGUAGGAGUAGUGGCUCUCCUAUUGGCUACUGCGUAUUUUUUUAUUAUUAAUCUGAUGAAGAAUUCGUAUGAAUUUUACAUUAUCUUCAGUGGUGUUGGAGCAGCUAUAUAUUGCAUGCUGCAUAUAUUCAUGAUACAGAUUAUUAUGGCUUACAAGAAAUAUCAGAUAGGUGCAGAAGAUUAUCUACCGGUAAUCGUAUAUUUUUACAUUUUGGAUGUUAGAAGAUUUAUCGGUGUUGAUUGAAUGUAUUAAUAAGUAUUUUGAGAUUUAUAAAUGGUUCAUUUUGACUAUGCUUUAUUGCUGAUUUACAAGAAUGUGCAAAACAAUUAGUUAAACUAAAGACAAUAUGGAUGAGAGACAAUGUUGUUCUGAAUGUGAAGAUGAACAGGAAACCGAAGAAACAAGAGAUAAUUUGAAAUCAGAAAAUCAUAGUUGCGAUCUUAACAACCUUGACAAUAUACCUAUUAGUUUUGAGAAAGAAUCACAAGAUUUAAGGGAAAAGUCUCAAAUAAGUCAUCACAAUGAAGUACAUAGAGACAUGAGUCAAAGUCACCACAAAGCAGUUGAUUUUCCGACAGUCACACCAGAUUAUGAGACAAUUGAAGAACUUCAAAUAAAAGAACAACCAAAUUUAAAUAAUUUCUUGGCAUUACAAUCAGUAAUCAAGGAUAACAAAUUGCCUACGGAAUCACCCCAUUUAAACAGUCAAUCGGUUACCACAGAAAAUGAAACUGUGAAUGAGGAAAAGCAAUUACUUAAUAGAUACAUUGCCACUCCAAAAGAUUUAACAUUUCAACAGCAACUGAAUGUGUACUGCAAUCCAAUAUUGAAUAUGGAUGAAACUCCCUUUCAAGAUAAAGCCACUCGGCAUAAAUUUAUCCGUAAAGUACAGAUAAUUCACUUUUUUAUUCUACUUGUUACUAUAGGGGGUGUUGCCUUAUUCGAUUUUUUACCAAAUUUACACAAAGAAGCAAAUACUAGUAGUACUAUUAUAGAAGGGGGGACCGUAAUAGAGGCAGAAGCUUCGCACACUCAUUCUAUAUAUAUAUCUGUAUUCUUAAUUCCAUUUUGGAUAGCCCUAGUGCUUAUGAUAUUGUUAAGUAUUGUGUUUGGGUGUGUUCCCUCCAUUGCCCGAAUAUUCCCUUGUAAUAUUAUCUACUUGGUUGUAUUUGUAAUUAUACAAAUUGUAUGUUUUGCAUCUUUCGAUGUAUACUUUUAUCGAUACGCUGCAAUAACUGGACUGAUUAUUGCUGCGCUGGUAUUGAUUAUUAUUAUGUUAAUAUCCAGGCAGUCAAAGUGGGACAUAACUAGCUGCAGUUUUUUACCUUUCGUAGGAGUAGUGGCUCUCCUAUUGGCUACUGCGUAUUUUUUUAUUAUUAUUCUGAUGAAGAAUUCGUAUGAAUUUUACAUUAUCUUCAGUGGUGUUGGAGCAGCUAUAUAUUGCAUGCUGCAUAUAUUCAUGAUACAGAUUAUUAUGGCUUACAAGAAAUAUCAGAUAGGUGCAGAAGAUUAUCUACCGGUAAUCGUAUAUUUUUACAUUUUGGAUGUUAGAAGAUUUAUCGGUGUUGAUUGAAUGUAUUAAUAAGUAUUUUGAGAUUUAUAAAUGGUUCAUUUUGACUAUGCUUUAUUGCUGAUUUACAAGAAUGUGCAAAACAAUUAGUUAAACUAAAGACAAUAUGGAUGAGAGACAAUGUUGUUCUGAAUGUGAAGAUGAACAGGAAACCGAAGAAACAAGAGAUAAUUUGAAAUCAGAAAAUCAUAGUUGCGAUCUUAACAACCUUGACAAUAUACCUAUUAGUUUUGAGAAAGAAUCACAAGAUUUAAGGGAAAAGUCUCAAAUAAGUCAUCACAAUGAAGUACAUAGAGACAUGAGUCAAAGUCACCACAAAGCAGUUGAUUUUCCGACAGUCACACCAGAUUAUGAGACAAUUGAAGAACUUCAAAUAAAAGAACAACCAAAUUUAAAUAAUUUCUUGGCAUUACAAUCAGUAAUCAAGGAUAACAAAUUGCCUACGGAAUCACCCCAUUUAAACAGUCAAUCAGUUACCAUAGAAAAUGAAACUGUGAAUGAGGAAAAGCAAUUACUUAAUAGAUACAUUGCCACUCCAAAAGAUUUAACAUUUCAACAGCAACUGAAUGUGUACUGCAAUCCAAUAUUGAAUAUGGAUGAAACUCCCUUUCAAGAUAAAGCCACUCGGCAUAAAUUUAUCCGUAAAGUACAGAUAAUUCACUUUUUUAUUCUACUUGUUACUAUAGGGGGUGUUGCCUUAUUCGAUUUUUUACCAAAUUUACACAAAGAAGCAAAUACUAGUAGUACUAUUAUAGAAGGGGGGACCGUAAUAGAGGCAGAAGCUUCGCACACUCAUUCUAUAUAUAUAUCUGUAUUCUUAAUUCCAUUUUGGAUAGCCCUUGGGACAUAACUAGCUGCAGUUUUUUACCUUUCGUAGGAGUAGUGGCUCUCCUAUUGGCUACUGCGUAUUUUUUUAUUAUUAUUCUGAUGAAGAAUUCGUAUGAAUUUUACAUUAUCUUCAGUGGUGUUGGAGCAGCUAUAUAUUGCAUGCUGCAUAUAUUCAUGAUACAGAUUAUUAUGGCUUACAAGAAAUAUCAGAUAGGUGCAGAAGAUUAUCUACCGGUAAUCGUAUAUUUUUACAUUUUGGAUGUUAGAAGAUUUAUCGGUGUUGAUUGAAUGUAUUAAUAAGUAUUUUGAGAUUUAUAAAUGGUUCAUUUUGACUAUGCUUUAUUGCUGAUUUACAAGAAUGUGCAAAACAAUUAGGUACUAUCUUGACGCUGAAUGAUCUCUAAGCUUAAUUAACUAAUCUGCAAUGUUUGCUUGAUUAUCUACGUAUUUAUUUAACAAACCAAUAUGUGUUAUAAGAUAAUUAUUUUUAAACUGCUUUAUACUAACUGUUUUAGUUUACUUAAAACUGUAA
Messenger RNA from Agrilus planipennis (emerald ash borer), 3151 nucleotides. Its product is annotated as protein lifeguard 3-like. The record is from RefSeq and is a predicted model, not a curated record. Gene Ontology annotation, cellular component: membrane. Lineage: Eukaryota; Metazoa; Arthropoda; Insecta; Coleoptera; Buprestidae. The transcript has 15 exons. The coding region runs from base 568 to 1794 and encodes 408 amino acids.